Molecule: messenger RNA, 1066 nt
Organism: Pyrus x bretschneideri (Chinese white pear)
Lineage: Eukaryota; Viridiplantae; Streptophyta; Magnoliopsida; Rosales; Rosaceae
Exons: 2
Coding region: 152-607 (151 amino acids)
Cellular component (GO): mitochondrion
Source: RefSeq, a predicted model, not a curated record
UCACCAAGUAAUCCCAUCUUUCUUGUCCCAAACAACAAAAUUAAGUUAAGAAAACCCAGUAACCCAGAUUACCAGAAACCCUAGUGCCUCCUUCUACAGAAAAUCUUCACCGACUUCCCCCCAAAAAAUCUCAUCUUUAUUUUGUCCAUCAAUGGCCUCCGUCGCCACCGGCGGUCGAUUCAAAGAGCUCCUGAAGAAGUACGGCAAGGUCGCACUUGGCGUCCAUUUCUCAGUCUCAGCUGCCUCGAUCACGGGCCUCUAUGUCGCCAUCAAGAACAACGUCGACGUCGAAUCGUUGCUGGACAAGCUUCACAUGGGGAGCGUGUCCUCCAAAGACGAAAACCCAGAGAACCCACCUGUAAUCUCCGAUGGGUCGGAGUUUCGGGACGGACCCAUAUCGGAAAAUGGGCAAUCGACGGCUGUGGUUGUGGAGAAGGAGAGGAGUCGGACGGCUGAGCUCGCGGCUUCGACUGGUGGUGCUCUGGCAUUAGCUUUGCUCUGCAACAAGGCUCUGUUCCCGAUUCGGGUUCCUAUUACUCUGGCGCUUACUCCUCCCGUGGCUAGGUUUUUGGCCAGGAGAAGGCUCAUCAAGACCGGCGGUCUAUGAACAUCUUUGCCUGCAAUGGUAUGUAUGACUGGGAGCAUUUGGGUGAGAAUUGAAGUUGAACAACUGAUUUCGAUGUGCCUUAUUUGGAAUGGAUAAAAGGCGGUAUUUUGAAAAGGCGAGAGCUUGAUAGAAUAGUGGUGUGGUUCUGAAAAUGCUUAAGCCUUGAACUAUAAUUUGGGUGUACAAGUUUGUUGCUGAGAAAAAUUGGAUAUUAGAUGAGCUUUUUGAAGUUUAAGACGGCGUAUUAGAUUUUAAGUAGCUGUGAAUGAUUACGAUAGUGAUGAUACUUUCUGAUUAAUUGAAAUUUAGCUUCUUGUAGAUCGAAAUGAGAUGAGUGACUUGUAAUUGUUAACAUUGAACUGCGUGGUGUUCAAGAGCGGUUAAACCGUUAAACCAUUAGAGGACGAAUUGGUGUAGCAUCUUAUUGUUAAGUAAUUCGAAUCUGUUGCAAUUGUUUCA